Messenger RNA from Sitophilus oryzae (rice weevil), 6080 nucleotides. Its product is annotated as protein argonaute-2. The record is from RefSeq and is a predicted model, not a curated record. The transcript has 16 exons. NCBI's taxonomy places the organism in Eukaryota, Metazoa, Arthropoda, Insecta, Coleoptera, Curculionidae. Gene Ontology annotation, molecular function: RNA binding; protein binding. Bases 352 to 3207 code for a protein of 951 amino acids.
CACCAAUUUUGAUUUGACAUUGAUCGGCAGACGAUUUCUCCGGCCGGACGGUUUCGCGAAACCGAUAUAUGUGUCAUUAAAAAAGAAAUUUCCUCGUUGCUUUCUCUGCCCUGUCUCCCCUUCAGCGUUGUCGUUUUGCUACGGUCGCGGCCCGGGUCACGUGGGAGUCCUGAUGGACGCGACGUUCUGUUGUGACCUUCCGGCGACGGCGGAAGGCGUUUGGCGGGAGCAGUAAGUUCUCGCGGGUGAAUACUGACUGUAUUACGCACAAAAACUAUUUGCGGUUCUAUCUAUUUGUGCGUUAACGCGGGUCAUGGAUAAAACUCUGUGAAUAUCCAGAAAAACACCAUUAUGUCAGCCGAGACUGAGCUGACGAUGCAAACAGGGCUGCAAUCGGUACUACUACCACCAGAUUUGACAACCCUCAGUCUCAUAGGACACCGACCUCCAGCUCAAGGACCCCAUUUAGGGCAUCCUCCCCCAUCUCAUCCAAUGCAGCAAGCUAACGGUUCGUACAGUAGUAAACCCACAGACGAUAUGUCGUAUUCAGGCACCUCAAGUGCCCCAAUAGGCCAGACUACUACAGCGGUGGCCUUAAUUGGGGCCGCAGGACCUUCAACUGGUCCAUUGGCUGUUUCACCUCCUGCCGAACCUCCAGUGUUCCAGUGUCCACGCAGACCGAAUUUAGGACGGGAAGGUCGUCCAAUUGGCCUUAAGGCCAAUCAUUUUCAAAUUUCUAUGCCCAGAGGCUUCGUACACCAUUACGAUGUGAAUAUUCAACCAGAUAAAUGUCCUCGAAAGGUUAACCGUGAAAUUAUUGAGACUAUGGUAAAGUCGUAUGGGAAAAUAUUUGGCAACUUGAAACCCGUCUUUGAUGGUCGCAAUAAUUUGUAUACACGGGACCCUUUACCAAUUGGUAAUUCCAGAGAAGAAUUAGAAGUUACUUUACCAGGCGAAGGCAAAGAUCGCCUGUUCAGGGUUAGCAUCAAGUGGGUAGCACAGGUAUCGCUUUAUGGACUUGAAGAAGCCCUUGAAGGAAGAACACGUCAAAUUCCAUAUGAAGCUAUUUUAGCUUUAGAUGUAGUGAUGCGUCACUUGCCUUCAAUGAGCUACACUCCUGUGGGCCGUAGCUUCUUCAGUAGUCCUGAGGGAUACUAUCAUCCAUUGGGUGGUGGUCGUGAAGUUUGGUUUGGUUUCCAUCAAUCAGUUAGACCAAGUCAGUGGAAAAUGAUGCUCAACAUUGAUGUGUCGGCCACGGCAUUUUACAAAGCGCAGCCUGUGAUAGAAUUUAUGUGUGAAGUGUUGGAUAUCAGGGACAUAAACGAACAGCGGAAACCUCUAACCGACAGUCAGAGAGUUAAGUUUACCAAGGAGAUCAAAGGGCUCAAGAUUGAAAUUACCCAUUGUGGUGCUAUGAGAAGGAAGUACAGAGUGUGCAACGUGACGAGGCGACCAGCUCAGAUGCAAUCAUUUCCUCUGCAACUGGAAAACGGACAAACAGUAGAAUGUACAGUAGCAAAAUAUUUCCUGGACAAGUACAAAAUGAAACUGAGGUAUCCUCAUUUACCAUGUUUGCAGGUGGGACAAGAACAUAAGCACACUUACCUACCACUGGAAGUCUGCAAUAUUGUCGCUGGUCAACGUUGCAUUAAGAAACUCACUGAUAUGCAGACAUCUACAAUGAUCAAAGCCACGGCUAGGUCGGCCCCAGAUAGAGAGCGUGAAAUCAACAAUCUAGUCCGGAGGGCGGACUUCAACAACGACGAGUACGUGCAGGAAUUCGGUCUGACCAUCUCCAAUAACAUGAUGGAAGUGCGCGGUAGGGUUCUGCCGCCCCCUAAACUGCAGUACGGUGGGCGAGUGGCUUCCCUCAGCGGACAGGUGGGCUGGCACAGUAAACAACAAGCAUGUCCAAACCAGGGCGUAUGGGACAUGCGCGGUAAACAAUUCUUUACCGGAGUUGAGAUCAGAGUAUGGGCUAUCGCAUGUUUUGCACCACAGCGAACAGUGAGAGAAGACGCUUUAAGGAAUUUUACUCAGCAAUUACAAAAGAUCUCUAACGACGCUGGUAUGCCGAUCAUUGGUCAGCCAUGUUUCUGUAAGUACGCCACAGGUCCAGACCAAGUUGAACCCAUGUUCCGAUAUCUGAAGACCACCUUUGCAUCCUUGCAAUUGGUUGUUGUAGUAUUGCCUGGAAAAACCCCGGUUUAUGCCGAGGUUAAACGGGUAGGGGAUACCGUCCUCGGCAUGGCCACUCAAUGUGUUCAGGCGAAGAACGUCAACAAGACGUCGCCGCAAACCCUGUCCAAUUUGUGCCUCAAGAUAAACGUCAAACUGGGCGGCAUCAACAGUAUCCUUGUACCAUCCAUUCGUCCGAAGAUCUUCAACGAGCCGGUCAUCUUCCUGGGCGCGGACGUCACCCAUCCGCCGGCCGGCGACAACAAGAAGCCAUCGAUCGCCGCGGUCGUCGGUUCCAUGGACGCGCAUCCUUCCAGGUACGCCGCCACCGUCCGAGUCCAGCAACACCGCCAGGAGAUCAUUCAGGAACUCAGCUCUAUGGUCAGGGAACUCCUUAUCAUGUUCUACAAAUCCACUGGUGGUUAUAAACCGCAUCGUAUUAUUCUAUACCGGGAUGGCGUGUCAGAGGGGCAAUUUUUACAAUUGCUGCAGCACGAAUUGACCGCCAUUCGAGAGGCCUGUAUUAAGCUGGAAAGUGAUUACAAGCCAGGGAUCACAUUCAUUGUUGUUCAAAAGCGACAUCACACUAGACUGUUCUGUGCCGAUAAGAAGGAGCAGAGUGGCAAAAGUGGUAACAUUCCGGCUGGUACGACGGUGGACGUUGGUAUUACUCAUCCUACAGAGUUUGACUUUUAUUUGUGCAGUCAUCAGGGUAUCCAGGGUACAUCCAGACCAUCUCAUUAUCAUGUGCUGUGGGAUGACUCGCACUUGGAUUCGGAUGAGCUACAAUGUUUAACUUACCAGCUGUGCCACACCUAUGUACGUUGUACGCGUUCGGUGUCCAUACCCGCUCCGGCGUAUUACGCUCAUCUUGUCGCUUUCCGUGCUCGAUAUCAUCUCGUCGAAAAGGAACAUGACAGCGGUGAAGGAUCGCACCAGUCUGGCUCUUCGGAGGAUAGAACACCAGGUGCCAUGGCUAGAGCUAUUACCGUUCACGCUGACACUAAGAAAGUCAUGUACUUCGCCUAACGUGUUAAUUAUCGAGACGCGUAUAGACGAAAACAGGCAGUCUAGUUGUCGAGAACACGAAUUAUUUCUAAAUAAUGAUCUGGUAAGAUUUGGGCCAAAAAAAGCGGAGUCAACAAGCUAUCUUCUAAUUUAAUUAUAGCUUUAAUCGCAAUCCUCUCUCAUCCAAAUUGGAUCUAUUUUAUCUUCCAUAUAGAUUCAAUCAAUCGUUUUUGUGUAUCGAUAUUUUAUACGAGAUGGAUGCGUCUUUAUUGUUAAUUUACUCAUCUAUUUAAGGUCAUUAAUUACUCAAUUAUGGGGUCGAAUAUUAAACCAAAUGCAAGAAAUUAUGUGCCUGACAAAAAGAGGAAAAUUUUUCUUUAAAAUAGUAUGAUAUCUAUUAGGUGAAUUAAAACAAUUAAAAAAUGAAAUACAUGCAUAUUUUAUGUGUUCGUAUAUUCAAUUACAAUAUACUAUUCAAUAUACAAAAUACAAAAAAUCAAUUAGUGCAAUUAAACUCUUAUAGAUGUUCUUAUCCUGUUGCUAGGGUAAAUAUUUAUUGUUGUACUACAAAGAAUAACUCUCGUCUGUAUCUUGCAAAGUAUUAGCCGCAGAGCCUGCGGAAAAAAUAUUUAUAUAACUGAAGAGGCCAUGAUAAAUUGCUGGAAAUCAUUUUUAAGUUUGUAGAAUUGCCGCAAUUGUUAUGGCAAAUCGGAAAAUUGCAUUUUUACAAAAUUUCUCCUAGGUAAGGGGCUCUAAACGAUGAACGCUCUUUUAUUCUUGGAACGAGCGCUAGUUUGACAGAUCUAACCUUCCCCCACCAUCUCAUUUUAGCAGAUAGGACAAAAUGUUUAAAAAAAAUCGAAAUUUGCUGAUUAUUAUAACGCUAUUAUUUCUACUAUUUUUUAACUAGGCAAAACUUUGUAUUUUCUUAUUUGCCAUAGCCAGUUGUGUUCUCUAGUCUCUUCUAGAAACUUGAAAAUAACCUCCAGCAAUUUCUUAUGACCUCUUUAGUUCUAUUUUUUCCGCAGGCUCGAAAGGUAAUACUUUCCGAGAUACAGCCGACAGCUAUUGUUAGUGGAACACACUGUACAACGUACAUGGGCCAAGUUUAUGUUUACCGGUUAAUUUCUGCCAAGGUUAGAUAAAAAAGAAUAAAACUUCCAUUGUAGCAUAGAAAUACUAAUUAUGCCAAUUAUAUUCGAAAUUGUCUAAAACCUAGACAUGGAUUGUAAUUUUGACAUUUGUAUACUUUAUUCUUUAUCUUGGAUCGUUAUUGAGAUAUCUUUUUGGAGUUUACACUUAGUAUAUAACAUAACUGAAAUGCUACAAUAAGAAUCGUCGUUUUUUAUGAGGCAACUUUAUAUUUAUGAUAAUGUGAUCAUAUUGGUAUCUAAUCUAUUUAUUAAAUAACGUAAUAUAGUAAUAAUAAGAUAUUGAUCGCAAUUUAAAUUCAAAGAAUACCCAUGAUUAUAAAACUUAAAUGUGAUUAACAAAGUCAAUGUUAAACAAGUUUUAACAUGAGCCACCACUUUGUGAAAAUGGACAAACUAUAACCUAUGAUUAUAUUUUACUUAUUACCAAUUGAUUGCCUAUUAUUAACAUAAUAGGUAAGUAACUAUAUUUACACUUGAUACUUAUUUUCAGAAUACUGAAACUGUGUUUUUCAUAAAGCAAACAUUUAAAAUUAAAAGUAAAAUUGUUGUCUGUAUAUGAUAAUAUGACUUUUUAAAACAAUUUAUUUAUUUUUGGGUGUUUAGAGGAAACACUUCUGACUUUAUACAUUCGUUUGUUUGAAACUAAAUUGCUUUAUUGAUAAUUCGACAAUAGGGCAUCUAUAACUAAUUUAAGUGAUUCAAUUAAAUCUUGAUAAUCAUGGAUUAUUGUUCUUAAAUUUCGCAACGAAUGGAAUUAUUUUAUUAUUGAGUUAUUGAAACAACGGAAUUUAUUCAGCAUAUCCAAAAACAAAAAAUAUUUUGACAUAUUAUGCCACUCGAAAAUUUCAAAAAUGGAAAAUAUCGAAAAACGUCCAAGAGAAAAAUUGUUUUGAUUUUACGCCAUAUGUACUGUAUUAUAUUACAGAAUACAUAUAUAUAUACAGGGAUUUUUUAAAAAUCAGUAUUUUGGUUAUUUUUCGAAAAUAAAUGAAGAUUAGUACCUAUUUUUUUCUCUUACGUAUGACUUAUAGGACAAAGCGAAUGUAAUAGACAUAAUUUCUAAUUCAGUAAUUUUAGUUUAUUGAACCACAAUACAGUUUUAUAAAAUAUAUUUUUCAGACUUUUAACAUUGUUGUACAUUCAAAGUAACUUUUUACAUUUUUCUAAAUAAUCUGUUUCUCUAUCGUAGAUAUUACUCUAUCGUACUGGGUUUGAUACCCAGCCGAGCCAGUAUGGUCGCUUUACAUAUUUAACACAUACACAUUACAUAUUUUACAUUAUAAAUUACGCAUAAUUUUUUAAAAACGUGCACAUAGCGGUGCAUAUCAGGAUUAAUAAUUAAAUAGCUACUAGUUACGACGACAAAUUUCUUUUUGAGCAGUUAACAUUGAAAUGGAAAACUACUAUUGCCUUAUAUCUAUUUCUAAGCCACACUUCGACAUAACACAUAUGUAAAUACAAAUAUUUACCUAGACCUAUGAAGACUGUCCAAAUAUAAGAUGCUGACUUUUCGUAUUUAAUGCGAACUUGUAGUUAUUUAUCUUCGUUGAAUUUUUCGAUAAUGUCUUUGAAACUGAUACUACCCUAGAGCUACGGCAGCGAUAUGCGUUAUUAAUAGGGUUCCCAACUUGAGCAUCGGCGAUUCCGGGACAAUUAUUUUUAAGCUUUUAAAUAAUUGAAGCAAGACAUUAAAUAUUAGAAAAUAAUAAAUAUUAUGUGUGUAGUACAUUUUUUUAGUUU